ACGGUCCACCACCGGUUCUGCUGGCACGGGAGGGAGUACGUGACGGAGCACGACCAUAGUAGACAUGAUGGAGGAGCAGCAGGCGCCGGCGAGGGGCAGAAGAACUGAGGACCCGCGUCCCGGCGGCGACGACGCAGGAGCGAAGCGCGUGGAGGGCGGAGGCGACGGCGCCAGCCGGAGCACGGCGAAGCGGGAGGCCGAGAAGGCGGCCGCUGCGGACGAGGGCGCCGGCAAGCCGCUGCCGCUGCCGCACGAGCGGGUGCCCCAGCCGCGCGACGUGUACAACGAGCAGCUCUGAAUACGUACGGCUGCAUGUUUCCCCCAUCGGUUAGGCUGUCUCGAUCGAGCCCCAUAUGAUCGAUCCUGUAGUACUAAUCAGCUACGUUACACGAGUACGGGUACGAGUAUCGGAUACAAUACGUAUCGGAUAUGCGGAUAUAUACUUUCUCAAAAAAAAAUCCACUAAAAUGGUGUAUUCGAGUAUCCGUAUCCGCGUAUCCGACGAGUAUCGGAUACGGAUACGUCACCCCCUUGGAGUAUCCGUGUAUAACAUAGCUAAUCAGAGAGAGCGUGCUGUGUUUUGUCACUCGAUCGUCAGUACCAACACCGUACCAGAUUAGUAGUGCGCUCCUACUUUUUAGUAAUGUAUGUAUAAUAAAACACACCAACAAGCAACAACGGCUAGUUCAGUACAUGCGCUCUACUUGCUCACAAAGUAAUGAAAACUUUCUAUGUUAUUGAUUCUA
Sorghum bicolor (sorghum) is the source of this 746-nucleotide messenger RNA. RefSeq lists its product as uncharacterized. Lineage: Eukaryota; Viridiplantae; Streptophyta; Magnoliopsida; Poales; Poaceae. The transcript has a single exon. Bases 65 to 298 code for a protein of 77 amino acids. The record is from RefSeq and is a predicted model, not a curated record.